Motacilla alba alba is the source of this 3331-nucleotide messenger RNA. It is a transcript of the gene BRD3OS, whose product is annotated as BRD3 opposite strand. The record is from RefSeq and is a predicted model, not a curated record. The transcript is spliced from 2 exons. Lineage: Eukaryota; Metazoa; Chordata; Aves; Passeriformes; Motacillidae. Bases 671 to 940 code for a protein of 89 amino acids.
CGCCCGGCCGUGGCUCCUCCCGGGCGCAUCACGGCGGGCGGAGCCUCCGCGGCCGCUCCGCCGGGCGCAGCCGAGCCGGGCCGGGCCGGGCCGGGCCAGCGCAGCACGGUGCCGUCCGGAGGUGCCUGCCCCCCCCCCCCCAGGUUGGGUACCACAAGCGGGGCCGAGCAUCUUCUCCUGCAUCCCUGGGCACGUGACGCGCCGGGCUCCCGUCCAUGGGCGGCGAGAGGCCGUGAACAGGCCCGGGCACCGCUGACCUCCGGGCUCCGACCCCUGACAGCUUCGGGAUCCGUUCUGCGGGGAAUUCAGCUCAUCCGGGCCCGCUCGGCCCGUCCUGCCUGGCUGCUCGCCCCCAUGGAGGAGCUUGGUGGACCGUCAACAAGCAGCACGUGUGGGCCCUUCCCAGCGUGGCACACGCAGCACUAGCGCCGCUGGCUGAGCUCUCAGAAGUCCUGGAGUGGUUUUUAAGCAAGGCCGAGCUGCCUGCUGUGAUUUUAGGGCCCCGCUCCCUCUCCUGAGCGGUGCCAGCAGCUCGUGGAUGCCGAGAGCCGUGCCCUGGGAUGUUCUCCCUUGAGCUCCAAGCAGCAGCCAUCGCCCUGGACAGACCCCGCGGGGAUUAUUUCGGAGCUGUUGGGAAGGAGCUCCCGCUGGUGGAGCUCUCCUGGGGCAGAUGAGUGACCCGGUGAUGAACGGGAGGGUUCCCCUGCCUGAGAAAGCUUUGUCCGAGGGCUACGCCCGGCUGAGGUACAGGGACACCUCCCUGCUCAUCUGGCAGCAGCAGCAGCAGAAACUGGAGUCGGCUCCCCCCAACACCUACCUGAGCCGCAGCAGGAGCAUGUGGUACUCGCAGUACGGCAACGAAGCCAUCCUGGUGCGGGACAAAAACAAGCUGGACGUCUCCAGGGACACGGGGCAGUCCAAGUUUUGUGCUAUUAUGUAAUUCCCAUAGGAAUCCACGCGUGGAGAGGAAGCGGAGCUGGGGGAGGUGGGUGUGCACCACCCUGUCGGAGCCCCGCGCAGGAAGCGGCGUUGCAGGAAGGCUGGAGUUUGGUUGUUUCUGUUUGGUUUUGCUGUUUACGGACUGCCGUUCUGCACGUCGCUGAGUGUGUCCAGCAAACCCAGCCUUGCUGGGGAGCUCUCAAGGCUGUCACUGCCCAGCAUCUUAGCAGGGGCUGUGCUGGACCAUGCGUUGCUUCUAAGUGGCUCUCGUGCCCUGAGAAACACCCGCUGGCACCUGGGCACCGUCCCCAGCCACCCUUACUGGCCACUCCUGGUGCAUUUCCAGAGCUCUGGGAAUGCUGCUGGGACAGUGGCGAGCACAGAUCUGUUCCCAUCAAGGCUGUGGUUUUAAGUUGAUCUCCAAAACCAUCUGGCCAUGACUUGUUCUGUUUGCCCUGUCUGUCUUUAAUUCCUGCCCUGAAGGGUCUCUUCCAGCCAGGGAAUGGAGUGGUUCACUGUGGGAACAGGGAGAGAAUGUGUUGGGAAUUUAAUCCAAGCAGCUGGUAGGAAAGGUGUGCUGGAGUUCUGUGCAAAGCCAAGGGCCCUCUGUGAUGGAAAUACCAGGAGCUCUGGAGUCAGGGGAGCUGACUCCUUGCAGGCAGAUCCCCCAGUGAAGGGAGGGACAACAGCAAGAAACCCCUGGAAAUGCACACAUGCCCUAAGGGACACGAGGAAACUCCUGCACAGCACAGAGCCACUCCUGAGAUGGGCUGCAGAAGCAAGGAGGCCACUGGAGUUUGCUUUGCAUUCGAGUUUUAAUGCAUGCAGUAGCUUGGAAGGGUUUAAUUCUAGUUCAGGUUGGAUUGUAGGUUUGGUGCAUGUACUUUAAAAGUUGUGUCUGGGAUUGUUAGGAUUAACUGGAGGAUUUUAGGAGGGAGAAGCACUGCCCUGCUCGGGCACAGAGGCUGCUGCUUUCAGGUUUAAGUUUCUGCUGAAUCCUGACUUGCUCAAGGCAAGAUCACGCUGAGAAACUCAGCCCAGCAAGCACCUGAAUCUUUGUUAAAAACAAACCUAGCCCUUCCAGGGGUGUGAAUUAUGUACCCAGGGCUCAGCAGGAAAAUUCUUCGGGGCUCUGCCCUUGCUGUCCUGCCUAGGCCAUGUGUGCAACCCAGCAGUGCCUGGGCACAGGCUUAGCUCCAGGCAAAUCAGCAUUUGAUGUCAGCUUCAGGAUGGAUUAUUCACCUGCCUAUUAUUAGGCACAGUCAUUACUUCUGUUCUAUUCAUCUAAAACCUCCUUUGCAUUUUUUCAAGCACUUUAUUUUAUUUAUUUAUUUUUGUUUUUAAUACAGUGAAGAAUCUCUUCCACCUCUCCCGUGUGGGUGAAACGCUACAACAAACACACAGACACUCAGCCUUGCUGAACUCAAUGUACUGAGCAGAACACGCCUGCUCUAGAGUGAAAUCCUAGAGGUUUGGUGUACUCAGCCCUGCUCCACAGCACUGCAAACAAUAGGCAGCUCGUUGUUUUUUUAAAAGCACUAUUUCUGCAUGUGUUGGUGUUUGCUACCUUGUGUGUGUGCGCUCGUAGAUUUAAAGCUCGCUGCUUUGCAGACCUGUGCAUUGCUCUGCACACAAAUAACCCUCUUGCUUUGGUCAGGACUAGCUCUGGAGGAGAAACAAUCCAGUGAAUAAAUGUUUUUCGGGCGAGUGCGAGCGUUCAAUGAAUUCACAACCCCAGCGAGGCUCGGCGAGGUGCCCGGGGAGCAGAGCCAGGGUGUGUGACCCACCUGGGCCUCCAGUGCUUGGCUGAGUGAACAGGAGAUGAUUUACUCCAGCAGGCAGGGGCUGGGCCCUCAGCUCCCCGGGAACUGCAGGUGGAUUCACCUGGAGAAGCAGGGGAGGUGGGUUCCAGGCCAGCCCUGGGGAGCACGUGAACUCUGGGAGUUUAAGGAACAGCACAUCCCCCAAACCAGCUGUUCAUUUUCUUUUCUUAUAGAAAAAAGAAAUCCAACACUUAUUUUCUUUUUAAUUUCAGUAAGGAAGAUGCUUAUUUUGGGUAUAAUCAGUCUCUUUUUGUUAAUGUGGCUGGUAAACCAAAAUUCAGUUAUUUUGCAGAGUGUUAAUUGGAGUAUACAAGACUAAACCCGUAAGAAUGUGCGUAAAUUCUUCCAGGAUGGAGGCUGGAUGUGACAGCGCAGGAAGAAGAGGAUGAGUUGUCCUUCCAUCUCUGUGAAUGUGACUGUAGUUUUCCAUUUCUGUGUGUCACUGGUCACAGCAGGGUUGUGAGUGGCUGCUGUGGCUGUUCUGUGAGCCAGCUGUGUGGUGGUGAUGCACUUGUUUCAAACACUGCUGUAGCCUCUUUGAUAAAGUGCAUUAAAAUGAUUUGAGUGCA